AUGGCGGACAAAUCGAGACCCAGCACGUUAACCGUUUACCUUUACGUGCCCAACAUCAUUGGAUACAUAAGAAUUAUAUUGAAUUGCUUUGCCUUCGCCAUAUGCUUCAAGGACAAAUAUCUUUUCUCGGUUCUGUAUUUUAUUAGCUUUGCGUGUGAUGCAUUAGAUGGUUGGUUUGCACGCAAAUUGAACCAAGUUUCAACCUUUGGAGCUGUUCUCGACAUGGUUACGGAUAGGAUAAGCACUGCCUGCCUGCUGGUAAUACUCUCCCAAGUUUAUAGGCCUGGCUUCAUUUUCUUGUCGUUGCUUGCUCUAGAUAUUGCCAGUCACUGGUUGCAAAUGUACAGUUCCUUCUUGGUAGGCAAAACUAGUCAUAAAGACGUAAAGGAUAGUAGCAGUUGGCUGUUCAGGGCUUACUAUGCGAAUCGCAAAUUUAUGGGUUACUGUUGUGUAUCCUGUGAGGUUCUUUACAUUAUUUUGUUUCUUCUGGCAAAGAAGCAAACCGAGAAUUUGACUGAUGUUUUAGUGAAUGCUGCAAUGCAAAGUUGGAUAUACUUAACUCUAUUAGCUUUAAUUUUAUUCGGAUGGACAAUCAAGCAAUCAGUCAAUCUUAUCCAGAUAAAGACUGCGGCAGAUGCAUGCAUACUAUAUGACAUCAACAAAAAGCAAAAGGAUUGA
Molecule: messenger RNA, 678 nt
Organism: Fraxinus pennsylvanica
Lineage: Eukaryota; Viridiplantae; Streptophyta; Magnoliopsida; Lamiales; Oleaceae
Source: the annotation of a GenBank genome assembly